This is a messenger RNA of Adineta steineri, 528 nucleotides long. NCBI's taxonomy places the organism in Eukaryota, Metazoa, Rotifera, Eurotatoria, Adinetida, Adinetidae. The record is from the annotation of a GenBank genome assembly.
AUGUAUUCGAUACGUUCUCAUAAUUCAGAAAAUCUUGAACUUGACUUACCAACUACAAUGUAUCGCGUACAACCGGUGAUACAACAGACACAAAUAGGUAAAUCAACGAAUGAAUCAACAUUAAAAGAUAUUGAAAAUCGACAAGAUGUUUUACUUGAAAAACUUAAUUAUUUAAAUACUCAAUUAACACUUUAUCAAAAUCAUAAAAUAAAUUCAAUACCUGUUCGUGAAGAAUUAGUUGUUCAUCUAUCAGCUAAACAACCAUCGAAAAAUAUACUUAAUCUUAUUGAACAAUUUCGUGACAAAUUAUCUAUUCGAACAUUUUAUCAUUCAUCCGUACGUGAUGCAUCAUUGAAAAAUCAAGCUCAAAAUUUAUCUUCAACAAAUCAUUCAAAUACAAAUCGAGCAUUAACAAUUAUUUGGGCUGAUAGUGAAGAUCUACCUUUUAUGUUUCAUUCACAUAUGAAAAUAAACGAUGAAAAAUUAAUUAUGAAUACACUUUCUGAUCAAUUAACAAACAAAAAUUGA